UUGAAUUUCGUUUGAGAGUUUUUAGUAGUCAUCUUCAAACAUCGGGUAUAGCGACACCUAGUAAAGGUGUAAAAUACAUAUAAUUCUAAUAAAAUGGCAAUUUGAGUGAACAAUUUAAUUACAACUACAGUAGAAUAUGUAGUAUUUAUUAGUAGCAUUAUGCUAACGUUAUUAAUUUUAACCUUUUGUAUAUCAUCCAAAUGAUUUAUUUAAUAUUUUUUUUACUAAACGUAAUAUGUGACGCCGCACCUGGACAUUACGAAUGCGGUGUGCACGGAAGGUUUGAGUAUUGCCUUGAUGGUUUCCCGGGCUGCGUCAUCGGUUGCCACUGCUACCCGGGCUAUUACUUCGACACCGAGUCUAAGAUAUGCGAGCCCAACACUAAACUGACACAUGACUAUAGGCGCCAUAUGAUACCUAUUGGAUACAGUGGACACAGUGGCGCGCUAGUACCUCCAUAUCCAGCAGUACCGUCUCAACCACCAGUGGUAACUGCCAGCACCGACGAUCCCGCUCAAGACAGCGACAACAGUGACCUCAGCGACUGGCUCUACAACCAGUUCUUUAAAACUAUAGAAAGUCAAGUUGUCAACAAGACAGACGACGAGCCCUUGACGACGGGGACGAGAAGGAGCGGUGCGUCAAUAGAACCAUUCCUCACACGAAGACAUAGUCACAAAAGAAGAAAGUUUAAGAAAAAACGCAGUUCGCGUAAAAAGAUAAUGAGGGAUGAUGACGAGGAUAGCGAGGACGAAUCCAGCUCCAGUUCCGACUCGUCAGAAUCAGACUCCGAUGAAUCGUCAGGUGACCUGGGCAGCUGGGAGCGUUACGAGUGGGGCCCGCGCCCGGACGGUCCGUCUAAAGGGCCGGCCGAUGCCCACAGGCAGAUAGUCAUGUACAGCAAAAAGCCUAAACCACCGCUACCGUCAUUUAUUUUCUUACCAAAUAUGGGAACGGCAUUUUUCCCGCCGUUAGGACUACCCGCUCCGGCUAUACCGAUGUACCCUAUGGUGCCCAUCCCUCCAAUUCAUCCGGGUCCACCAGAUUAUGACCAAACUACUGCAGCGACAACAACAACUGCCCCGACUACGACGACGGCGUCCACGCCGUCAGCGCCGGAGACGAACACGACGACGACAACGACGACCACCGCGGCGGCCGACACGCCUGCCAAGAAAGUCUUGCGAACUCACAAAUUGCUUAAUACAUUCCGUCCUCCUCCUAUCAAAAAUCAAAUCAAACCACAAGCGAGACAAGUAUUCAAACCAUCGCCACCACCACCACCACCACCUUUGCCACCUAUGGACUACCCUAUGAAUCAUAUUGAAGACAACUAUUACGAUGACAUAUUUAUGGGAGACAAUAAUUUCCUCCUGGAACACGGUGACAAAAUGAACGCCAGCCCUGACUUCAAAUAUAUAAGUGAACUUAUUCAUAGGAACACCAAUGAAAACAACAAAAGCGCAUUAAAACCGCCCAAUAUGCUAAAUCCUCAGAAACAUGAACAAUUUCAGGGCAUGAAGCCUCUCAUACCUAAGAGAAGACAUCCCAUCACGCCCGGUCGCCUCGACGCCACGCGACGUCGAUUCGACUCGAAAAUAAACGAAAAGGACGACUCUUAUUACAGUACGUUAGGAAAACAAAUAGCAAAACUUAUUAGAGGAUUGGAUUCUGCAGAUGUACUUAGAGCUGACAUCAAAAUUGAAGCAACUGAGGAUCCUAAAACUGCACAUCCUUUUUUCAGUGAGAGUAGUUACGCGGCGCGCACUUACUGGGAAAGAUUUGUACGAUCUCCACUGAGUUUGAGAUUGAAAAAUUUCACAAACUACGAAGAUUUAAUAGCCAGCAAUGAAAAUUUGUUUGAACUGGAAAACCAAGUCCAGGAAGUAACGUCUGCUCCGGUUUUAAGUUGGCUAGAACUUGAAAAUGUUAUCAAUACAAUGGGGACAAUACGAAAUAAGAUACAUGGCAGAACGUUAAAGAACAAUUAUGAUAACGUGUCCAACGGUAGUCUUAAUGUUAGCCUGCUGCCGCGGUUUAGUCCAAAAAGUUUCGUAUCCCACAAACCGAAAAUAAAAACUGACGAUCACAUGUUUUUCGUAGAGUUCAACGAUAUUAUGAACAAAUUAACCAGAUCUCAGGAACAUCAAAAGUUAUCAAAAAAAGGGUUUAAAGAUAAAACAGUAGAACUUAACAAACAAUCUGGAACAAAUACUACUUUAGUAAAUAAAAUACACGGACACAUUCACCCUAACACAAACAUUCAUGUUCUGCGGUUUAAAGAUAAAACAGAAGUACUUAACAAGCAAUCUGGAACAAACAUUACUUUAGUAAAUAAAGUACCCGAACCCAUUCACCCUAACACAAACAUUCAUGUUCUGCGGUUUAAAGAUAAAACAGAAGAACUUAACAAACAAUCUAAAAAUGGAACAAACGUUACUUUAGUAAAUAAAGUACCCGGACCCAUCCACCUUAACACAAACAUUCAUGUUCUGCGUAGUGUUGUUUCCACACAAAAACCAAUGUUUUUAACUUCGCGUAAAAAAGGUACAAGAGACGCCGAGGUACAAGUAAAAAAGGAUCGGGACAACGAUAAAAUUGGUUAUUUCAUUAAGAUUAAUAAUAAACCUCAUGUGUUUCAAGCAUCCACUUACGUAAGGUCGAAUAAGUAUUUCUUUGACAGAGGCAUCAACACCGAUAAUCAGUUCGAAAAUUGGGCUAUUUAUUAGCACGUAGAAAAAUAUGUUUUUACUCGUAGAAAACUAAAGCAGUGGAACUUUCUAAGUAUAUAUUUACUUCCAAUAAUAAGACCAAUUCUCAAACAGAGUGUGCUCGCUGUAAUCCAGCGAGUGUUUACGAUACACAAACUCGGAGUAACAUGCCAAGUCCGGCUGCAGUGCAGUGGAUACCCGCGCAGUACGCUCCGUCCUGCUACCGAGCUUGCCAGUUUUCACAAACUGCGUCCUGACUAUCGCUGCAAACAUUAGGAGAUUGUUGCAACGCUCAGUGUGUAAAGGGGAAAUGUAGGCAGCGCAGUAUUAGAUAUCGUUUCGCGUGGAAGUAGGAAUAAACGGUAAUCCUGUUGUAUUCUUCACAGACAAUUUAAUUCCCAUUUCAUAACGCGCGACGUGCAGGCCGCGAUGCCGGCGGCGGCGGCGUGGCACAGCGGCUGCAUCUCGCUUAGCUUAUGUACCAUCAGCAAGUUGUGAAUUCGAGCGCAAGGGACGCGAUCACGCCGCUUGCACUGCUGCUAGUAUUCCCACUUCCAUUAUAGCCAACUUAAUCUCCUCGAUACGGGAUUUCCAUAUUUUGAACUCGCUUCUAACAUUUCCAUUUAAGUCGCAAGUUGUGAGCCGAUUAUUAUAAUUGUCGACCGAUGUAAGCAUAUCGAAUAGGUAGUGCCGAACUAAAGCUGUAUAAAUUGUCGCAAUAACAGUUACAUGCAGGUCGCAUCGACCAAUUCAGUUGGGUUCAAAUGGUGUCGUUUGAACGGGUUUUGGAAUGUAAAUAAAGAUUUGAAUAAA
This is a messenger RNA of Cydia fagiglandana, 3524 nucleotides long. RefSeq lists its product as uncharacterized. The transcript has 5 exons. Bases 201 to 2729 code for a protein of 842 amino acids. The record is from RefSeq and is a predicted model, not a curated record. Lineage: Eukaryota; Metazoa; Arthropoda; Insecta; Lepidoptera; Tortricidae.